AUGUCUCCCUCCAGAGGCCCGCCGCCCGAAGACCUCUCCUCAACAUCCCAAAGCUCCACAGAAGCACGCGCAACAAUCCGCUCUUCAAGCGCCCUCCACUCCGCCAAAGCAAACCUUCACUUCCUCUUUGCGCCCGACUCACCCACUUCACCACGACCCGCACAUCUACGGACACGCGCACUCCUGCGCUCUCUCCGAUACAUAAGCAUCUUCAUAUUCUGGCGUGUAGUACGGUACGCGAAAUAUGCGCUUGUAGGGUCGAUUGUUGCUGCGCUGGGGGCGACGGCGUUUGGGGGCAUGGUUAGUGGGGUUGGGUUCUUGCUUGCGCCGCCGACGAUAUUGGGGAGUUUGGGGAUCGGCACGGCGUGGGCAGUGGGCAAGUGGGGAUUCAGGAAGAUGGGGGUUGGUGAGAAGGUUGUGCAGGGGGCGGAGAGGGAGGGGAGGGUUAGUAGGGAGGGAGUGAAGGAGAAUGGGCAAUGGAGAGACGUUCAAGGGCCGAGGGCAACUCCGUGGUGAGAAAGUUGUUUGGAUCUUGAUGUCUUGUCCAUGAACAUACAGUGUAUCCAUCUUACAAUUACACGGAUGAAGAAAAAUGCACAAUUGGCAGCGGAAGGAUGAUGUUUACUUCGUUCAAAAGUGCCAAUAUCUUUGAGAUAUUCAUACCCAUUGCCAAAUCUGUGUAGAAAUGUUGGUUUAAAGUGUGUGUCCAAACACCAG
Molecule: messenger RNA, 717 nt
Organism: Cadophora gregata
Lineage: Eukaryota; Fungi; Ascomycota; Leotiomycetes; Helotiales; Ploettnerulaceae
Exons: 1
Coding region: 1-516 (171 amino acids)
Source: RefSeq, a predicted model, not a curated record